ACACAACUCCCCUGGUGAGUCUGUGAGAGGGUGACUGUGUGACAGACUGUGAAAGGACCAGAGGGACAGACAGCUGCUGAGUCUGGAGGAGCUCCUGAGCACAGCAACAGGGACAAAACCAGGGACUAAGACAAAACCAGGGAUAGGGACAGCCAGGGCUGCUGAAGGGGCACAAACUGAAGUCCCUGGGGAGUCGAACCAGAUUCUCUUCUAAUCCGGAGUAGAUCACCUGUCUCAGAGGAGUUUUGAAAGUUUGAGUUUUCUUGUUUUAACUUGUGGAAUUAAUAUAAGAGGCACGGAGCAGCUCUGGGAUCUGGUCUGUCCCAGAUCUGGUUUGGAUUUUUAUAAAGUUCUGUUCCCAAACAGGACGCCAGCUGUGAUCUGGACCACAAAGUUCGCUUCUGUGUAUUUACAUUGUGUUGGAUCAUGGUGGGGGAGAUGGAGGUGAAGGAAAAAAGUCGAACAAAUCCGGAUUACUUGAUGCAGCUCAUGAACGACAAGAAACUGAUGACCAGUCUGCCCAACUUCUGUGGUAUCUUUCAGCACCUGGAGAGACUCCUGGAUGAGGGUGAGACUUGAUACUCCAUCUGUCUGUCUGUCUACAUAGGGCAGAAAUCCACUUACAAAUAAACCUUUUAAAAAUAGAACAUCAUGAGAAGUAUUUAUAUGGUCAGCUUUUUAUGCAAACAGAGUGUAGUGUAGCUCUAUCAAAAGUAUCAGUGAAAAUUAAUUAAUAUGCCAUGGGAAUAUGGUUAUUAUCUGUCAUUAUCAUAUAGUUUUUAUAAACUAUUGUCCUAUGAAGCAACAUGCGAUUGAGAAAUUGUGAAUUAUGACAGUCUUCUAAUUUUUGUAUGAAAUUAUUAUUACAAAAAAAAAGCAUGUAUUUUUGUUUUAACUUAAUCCCUCAAAAGUAAUACAGUAAUUUAUACUGUAUAUGUACAGGUACCAGAGCUAGUUCCUAUUUCUCCUACACCUGUUCUGAUUCUGGUUCUGCUUUUCCAGAAGAGUUCUUGUCAAUAUUUGAUUUUGCUUCAAGUAGUUUGAUAUGUGAGAAUGUGUAGCUGUGUAUCAUCAAUAUAGCUAUCGUAGGAAACAGAGCCAAACUGCCAGGUCAGGUGACCUAAGGGGAGCAUAUAUUAAAAAAAAUAAGGCAGGACCAAGAUUUGACCCCUGAGGCAUCCCACAAGACAUUGGAAGAAUGGUGUGAUCAUUGUGUGGUCUGGCUGCAUUCGUAUGUUGUUUAGGACCCUCAGCAAAGCUGUUUGUGCUGUGCUUCCUGAUUGGUAUCUAUCAAAAACAUCAUGACCUUCCACCACCUCCAGAGGUUGUUUGUAGGCAAGGUUGUUUCAAGGAUCUUGGACAUAAAAGGAAGUUUGGAGAUUGAUGGUAUGGUAAGAUCUUGAUGUGUUUUUUUUUUCAGAGGGGGUCAAAAAGCAGAACAUGGCCUUGACAAAGAGAUUUGGUAAAAUGAAACACAGAGAUGGUCCAAUGACAUUGAUGACAUCCAAUGGGGCACAAUGUCAAAUAGGCACAUAGAAGAGCAAAUAUGGGAGGGGGAAGGAACCGGAGGAAGAGGAGUGCUUUGGUCAUGAAGAAAUACAUGCUAGCUUUGUGCCAAUUCGAACAGUAUUAUGCUCACUGGGUUCUCGCUCUUUCCUCAUUUUUCAGUAUGUGGUGGUUGUCCUGCACUUACACAAGCAUUUGGAUAUGCACAGUUAUCUAAUUUUGCUAAAACAACUGCAGAAGAAGAGUUAUAUUGACGCCUGUCCUCUCAGAAUGGACCUAAGAAUGGACUGUCAGAAUCAGAUGGUGCAGUGACAUUUUCGUGCUCGCUGGCAGUGCAGAAAUUAUGCUGAAAACUCGCCAAUUCAAACCUAGUCAGCUUUCAGUGCAGGCAGAGGGCAGCUGGUCUAGUGAUAUUGUAGUAGACUGGCGGCAUAGUCCGCAUACGUCACCGAUACCUCACAGGCAGGUUUCCACAGUGUCAGGCACAUUUCAGUGCAAUAAAUAAUCAACAACAACCAAUAUUCAGUGCAACUAUCUGAGUCAGCACAUACAUUUAGAUCUAUAUAAAUAUAUUCUGAUCUAUAUCUUAUUUGAUGAACGCGUUUUGGCACGCGUUUGGACACUCAACCUGACCGAAUCAACACAGCUGAAACUGCAUUAAUUUAAAUAUCCAGUAAACAGUCACACAUGAUGAAGUUAACAAGAUAAUUCGUCUCCCCCUUUUUCUCUCUUCCACUUCUUUCUUGCGCAGCUCGACCCGGAUAUGUCUCUGUGUCCUCUCCCCAUCCUGCUGCUGCUGCUGCGGUGGCGGCUGAACAGAUGAUUUAUUUUAGUGAUGAGAUGAGUUAUUUACUUCAAAAAUUUGAACAAAAAAAAAAUUAAAGAAACUUUCAUUCAAAAUUACCUUUUAAUCUAAUGAUCUCACAUCUUUAAAAUUCUGUGAAUAUGCAAUCCGGAGUUAAUAAAAAUAAUAACAGUAAUUAAUUUUAUUUGUGGGCGCCUUUCAGGGCACUCAAGGACUCUUUACAGCGCAAUUUAAAGACACAUCAGUAGAAUAGUAAAACCAAUAAAAAACACAUCAACACAACAAAGUUUUAAAUAAAAAGUUGUAAAUCCGGACUCUGCAGCAGAACAUCAAAUGCUAGUCUGAGUAGGCCUGUCUACAGUUAUGAGUAUUGAGAGGGGAUUUGAAGAUGGAGAGUGAGUCAUAGUUCCUAAUGUCAGGUCCACUCAUAAAUAUUAGUUGCGUGAGCCAAGUUCAUUUUCUAUGCCAACAUCAGUAAAAGAGCCAGGCCAAGGAGCGCAAUGCGUCCUUUAUGCAUAGGUGUUUCUGAUUUUAAUGCCAUUAUUGGAAUUUGUUUAUGUUGUGAACUGUGCGCACAACCCACCUCUAUCAAGUGAGGUUUAAAUAUAUGCAACUUGAUGUGAUUGCUUUUAUUUGUGGAAAAGGGUGUUUGUCUUACCAGUUGGUACAACCUUACACACACCAAAUCCUCCUGUGCUUGUUUGAGAGAGUGUGGAGGACGCCCUCCGCAGCGCUCACUGUGACACUUGUUGAUGGGCUGCCUUCUGUCGCCAUCGUGUGGCAUUGCUGUCUUCAGUCAUCUCUUGGUCUCUUCCAAAGAGAUCACCAAAAUACCAAAGUGUGCUUGGGCACGCCUCAUCGGUGCAGCAGACCUGUUUUGCACCACGCCACCAUUAGAGCCCCUUGUCUCUAACGGUGUAAAUGCAUCACGUUGAAAUAGAGCACACAUGUGCAGUCAGGUUAGUUUUGCCCAACAGAGAGUGACGAUCGGAAUACAAUCCCUCUCGAUGGAAUACAAUUUCUUUCUGAUUUAGCCAAAUUGGAUCAGAAUCUUCUGAUCGACAUGUUUACAUGACACAUUUUUAUUCCAAUCAGGCCUUUAUUCCAAUUAUUUGUGCCAAUAUAAACACAGCCACUGUCACAGGUGGGGAGUGUGCUGCAAAUAUUGAGAGUAAGCCAGAAGUGCAAAAAUGUGCAGUUCUUCAAUUGUCCACCUGAGGCUUGCUGCAAGAACCAUGUUAGGCCCCAUGUUUAAACAUCUGUUUUCACAGCAAAUACACCUGGUUAUGGGAAUUUCUGGUUGCAUCACUCAUAACAGAGUAAGGGCCUGAUCUAUAUAAGGGGUGCUACAUUGCGUGUGCAAACUAAAAUAAUUGCACAUGCUAUUAGUGGACAUGUUGCUGGUGAUCUACUAUCAUUGCGUGCACAUUUGAUAACAAGUGCAAAAGUGGUGUGGACCGCCCUCUUUAAAUGAGGAUUUUGUGUGUGUGCUGUGGAGUUGCACCUACCAAUUUGGGGAAGCCAGCAACUGCAUAAAAAACAAGGCAAAUUUAUUUGUGUAGCACCAUUUAUACACAAGGCAAUCCUAAGUGCUUUACAGUUGCAAGAAAAUAUAUUUCAAAUAAAGAAAGAGAUUCAAAAAAUUAAAAAUCAAAAAGAUGAACAGAUAAAUGUUUAAGCUAAUUACUUAUCCAAACCUUCAUUCAAUAUAAAUCAAAAUAAAUCACAAGCUUUUAGACCCAGAGGAAAAUGCAGUGUUACAAGAACAUUGCUGGCGGGAAUCACAGUUGCAAAAAAACUAGUUGCCAUUCGCUGGAAACAACCAUACUCAUUCCUUCCAAGCAUGGAUUUUAAAAUACCUGGACAUUGUCUAUUUAGAGCUGUCAACAGCUCGAGUACACAAAGCCAAAGAAUUUGCAAUAUAGGCUUGGAACUUGUUCUUAACUGUCCUCUGUGCACUUCAGCUGUAGUGUGUGAUUACGAUUCUUGCAAUCUGGAUCCAGGGGGGUGGGUGGUUUGUGUUUGGGGUAGUUUUUUUUAUUUAUUAAUUCAUUUCUCUUUGAUCGUGUUACGUGCACACAUAAUUUAUUAUUAUUUAACCUAUUGUAUAUUUGUUUUUAUUAUUAUUUUACUUAUUUCUAUUUCUAUUUCUAUUAUUUUAUUUUUUUAUUUCUAUGUAUCUAUAUACAUUUAUAGGUAUGGAUAUAUGUAAAUAUAUAUCUUAUUAUUAUUCAUUGCUGACUUGUACCUUUCUACUUUUCUCAAUUAAAUAAAUAAAAAGUUGAUCACAAAAAAACAAAGGUGUGGGCUGAGACAGGGUGAUUCUUAUGGAAAUCAUGAAUCGUGUCUUUCGUUUUUGACACAUUAAGUUGCAGAUAAGAAUCAUUAGAGUUCACAAGAGUUCUUUGCGGUCUUGUUGUUGGAAAAUCAACUAGCCAGCAUAUGGUUGCAAAAUAAAUGCUGGGUAUUUUUGAAAGCUUCUGAGCAAGAAUAUAAAGUUGCAUGCAGUUAAAGGCUGAUGAAAAAUCAGCAAAGCAUAGGCAUGCAUGUGUUUUCCUACCCUCAAGGUGCCUGACAACCAAGUUCAACAAUGCCGCCACAGCCUCCUCCACUCCUGUCCUGGGUUGAUAAGCAAAUCAGAGAAGAUCAAUCACUGCCUGUGUCAUAGAAAGUAAACCUUAUAGAGAGUUUGGGGUGACUAGUGUGUGUGUUGAUGUGUAAACAUGUGUGACCUGAAGGAUUGUUUUUGAUUUAGUGGGUUGUGUGAGGUACUUAGCAUUAGUAAGUAUAUCAGUGAUGGGGGACAAUGGUCGAUUUGACCCUCUGUUGAGAAUCCAGCCACAGAACCAGAUUAUAACUAACUCCAAGCACUAUUCUUUCCCUCUAUUUGGACACUUCUCAGCUCAUGACCUAGACCUUUGCAAAAUCUUUUUUUUUUUUUUGCACUAUUCUCAGACAUACACCUCCUAAAGUUAGCUGUGUUUUUAAUGUUAAUUUGAUAUUUUUGCAUCUCACAUUUACAUAAUUUUAAGCACCAACUGCUGAUCACUAUGCAGUGGAAAAAGUAAUGGACACAGAGUUUGUUAUUUCAGCUCAGCCCUUUAUCGUCAGAUACAAUAUAUUUUGACAAUGUACAUAUCACACUCUUCUUCAUGGCCUCUCUGAUUUAUCGGAGAAAAUGGAGGAAAGUUCAUAAAGAGAUCAGCUUUAAGUGAGUCAAUGAGCUCUCUGUGAGUGAUGCAGACCUCAGCUGUAUGUGAUCCACUGGUAUUUAAGGGUAAUACAAAAUUAAUCAGACUUUAUAAUGGCAAAGUGCUUAAAAUGUUCUAAAAAAGAGUAACCUUUACCCUAUGGUUAGUGCUUUGGUCGAAGACACUUUAAUGACAUGGUAGAGCUAUAGUGGUUGAUAGAUGAGCUUCUAUUCCGGCUCUAAAGCCACUUCAUCAGCUGCUCAGUGUGCAGCAGUUGCCCAGUGUAUUAUGCAGGCAGGACCUGCAGCAUCAGAUAGGCCACAAAAAAGGCAGCAUUUUCAAAGAGCUCCAGGAUUACCCGCCCUUCAGACCUCAGACAGUCAAGAUGACACUUUUCCUGUUGCUGAAAGUUGUAUCAUGAGCUCAUACAUGUGGUAGGGUCAUGCUUUGUAGUAUGUAUAGUGUAAGGGAAGCUGAGGUCAAGAACUCAGCAGGUAAAUUUGAUUUUUUAAAUUUCUGUGAAUGAACUUAUUAGAAUGAGAACAUGGUCACUUGUCUCCAUGCUGCUUGGUCAGCACCCACUGUCUGUUAUUCUCUCUAGAUUUCACCAAGUUAAAGAAAUAUUUUCAUUACAUUGACUGUGCUGCCUCAGAGUCAGCCCAUGUAUAACAGAACUGAGUCACAUUUUAAAUUAGUUACCUUAAAUUUGACUUUUUUCCCCCUAGUUUUUGCCGAUCAAAUGCACAAAGUAUAAUUUCAUUCAACUUUUUACCCACUUGCAGCCUGGAGCUACAGAAAUUCUGCUAUGGAGAGAUAUUGCUCAACAAAGAUUUAUAAAUUUGUGAACAACUGCCAUGUCCACAGUUAAAGUGGUCUAAGGGAGUAAAUAUUUUCUAUCACUUGAAUUUAUCUGCUAAAUAUGAUUGAAAGAUAUACAAACUGCUAUUCCUAUGAAGUCGGGACAUGGUGUAAAAGUGAAUAUUUUAGAAAAAAACUAUCUUCAAAUCAUCCCACCUAUAUUCAUCUGAAAACACAACAAAGACAAAAUAUUUAAUGUUCAAACUGAUGAACUUGAGUGUUUUUUUGUAAAUAUUCACUCAUUUUGAAUUUGAUGCUUCAGCACAUUCCUAAAGAGUUGGUUCAGGAUCAACAAAAGUCUUUAAACUGAGGACUGCUCCAGAAACACAAGUUUGGAUUAUUCCACAGGUGAACGGGUUUACUGGGAACAGGUGAGGGUCAUGAUUGAGUAUAAAAGGAGGAUCCCUGAAAGACUCAGUCUUUCACAAGCCAGGAUGAGGACAGAUUCACCACCUUGUCAACAACUGUGUGAGCCAACAGUCCAACAGUUUAAGAACAACGUUCUCAACUUACAACUGCAGGAAUAUAGAGAUUUGAUCAUCUGCAGUCCAUAAAAUAAUCAUAAGAUUCAGAUGAUCAGAGAAAUCUCUGCACAUAAGCAGCAAGGCCCAAAACCAACACUGAAUACCUGUGACCUUAAAUGUCUAAUCUUUGUAGAGUAUUUAGUUUAAUUCCACUGGAAUUGGGUUUUAUAUAACUUAAUGAUAAAGUGUAUAUUAUUUAUGUGUGUAUGUGGGAGACGGAGUCCUGCUUUUUUCUGAAAACAGAUCAAUUUCUCUCUUUUUGUCUCUUUUUUUUUUGGGGGGGGGGGGGGUAUUUGAAAAUAUGGUCAUCCUACACUUGGGUCACAUUUACACCAGAGUCUUAUGGUCUACUUUAAACCAACCCUGAUUCAUUUUCUCUGCUAGUUCAGUGGUGUCUGGUGCUGACCAAAAAUGCAAUUCUAGUCUGCUUAGGACUGGUGUGAAAGCAAAGUGUGUCAACUCACGAACUACAGGCGGGAAGUGGUGUAAGCAAAGUCCAUAAAAUGUAAAAUGAAAAACAAUGUAAACCCGCAAUCCCUGCAAGGCCUUAGUAAUCGAAAACUCUUGGAUUAUUGGAUUUCUAUUUCCUAUUCUGGACCAAAGAUCAACUAUUUUCUUCAUGUACUUUGUCAGUGUUUGGUAUGAAAGAAAAACCUCAUGAAAAUACCAAACUGUUUCUCUUUCACCUUCUUAUCAAAGUGAUUCUCCUGGGCUAUCAUGUAAAAAAAAAACCUUAGACCUACUUCUGGCAUGUACCUCUCACACUCUCAAUCCAAAAACCCAAACUACCCCUUUAAUUUUUGUGUUUAUAUACAUGUGUAUUUUAGAGAUCAGCCGUGUGAGGAAGGAAAUGUACACCGACACUCUGAACGGUUCAGAGAAGAUCAGCAAGUUGCCGGAUGCUGCUGGUCCAAACGUCCAUCUUCAGGAGAAACUGUAUGUCCCCACAAAGGAACAUCCAGAUGUGAGUGUGUAAGUGGGUGUAGGUGUGUGGGUCCAGAGUAUCCAAUAGUGACAGCUAAGCUAAGAGAUGUUGUAUCAGUGAUUAAAACACUGCAGAUUAAGCUCAAAACAUUAAAUAGUGGGUCAUUUAUUAUUUAAGGCAGUCAGCUGAUCAUUAGAGUGAUGAAUGAGGACACCAAUGGCUGACACACAGCUGCAGUCUGAACCAUCAUAUCCAGGCUGUGAUCUCUUUCUCUCUGUCAGUUCAACUUUGUAGGGAGAAUUCUGGGUCCUCGCGGUCUGACGGCAAAGCAGCUUGAAACAGAGACAGGAUGUAAGAUCAUGGUGAGAGGGAGGGGCUCCAUGCGAGACAAGAAGAAGGUAACACACACACACACACACACACACACACACACACACACACACACACACACACACACACACACACACACACACACACACACACACACACACACACACACACAACAGAAGCGAAUGACUCAGGUUCUGAAUGUAAGUCUGAAGGAAUCAUAAAUCAAAUUAUUGUGGAGCUAGCUUGGCUCAGCUAAAGUUAAUAUGAUCCAUUAACCUGCACUGUGUGCUGAUCGCCAACAGGUGUUAUGGUGAGUUUUGCAUCCCUGUCAAAGAAUGCUACCAUAGAGCAAAUCAAUUCCCAGUCAAGACCAAGUCCCACAAAGAAAUCAGAGUUUUGUGGACAUUUAAUUGAAAGAAUUGUUUUGUAUUGGUAUCAGAUGAUCCACAGGUGUCCUCAUCUCAAUUAAGUAAAUUUGAAUUUGCGUCAAAGAAAACUUAUGGUUGACAAAAUUAACUCUGGUUCUAACUUAACUAACUACUUUAUUCUACCACACAAUCAUGGAAAGAUAUUACGUUUAAAUAAUCGAAAUAUCCUGGUUGGUUUACCAAAAAAAGAAGAUCUAUAGUUUGUACUUUUGCUUUCACAAUCAAGUGCAUUCAGAAAGAGUCACAUCUUUAUGUGAUGGUGCUCAUGGGAAAUUAAAUCCCUAAUACUAAAAAUCAACAAUGAUUUCACCCAAAGAGAUCACUAGGCUCAGCAUAAUAUUAAAGGUCCUCACAGUGACUUUAACUGUUUUAAAUUCACAAUGUUGACUACAACUCAACAGAUUGACAUGUACUUUUAGACAGAAAAUACAUCUCGACACUUACACUAUUAUUUCAGUCUCUGUCUCUUCCUCUAUGCCUUCUUUUUUUUCCCACGCCUGUCUCAACCUGUAUAAUUUUACCUUACUCCACUCAUCUUUUCUCCACUUGCCUCCACCUGUCUCUCUAACUCUCUGUGUGGAGGAGGAGCAGAAUCGAGGGAAGCCAAACUGGGAGCAUCUUAACGAGGACCUUCAUGUCCUCAUCACAGUGGAAGACGCUCAGAAUCGAGCUGAAAUCAAACUCAAACGAGCCGUGGAGGAGGUCAAGAGGCUGCUGGUUCCUGCUGUGAGUUACCUGACCUGACCUCCCCUUUGACCCCUACCUGUCUAUGACUUCAUUCUUACCUGUCUGACAUUAUUACACCUUUCAGACUCUACUUCACUUGUCCAUGACUUAAAUAACAAAUAUAUGUAAUUUUUAACCACACCAGUCUGUGAUUUAGAAAGCUAUAGGUCUUGGGUACUGUUUCAUGAUGCAUUCGAGGUUACUGUAAUCAGAUAGUAACUUUUUUAAAAGUUCUAUGCAACUAGCUAACAAAAGUUAUUAUAUAUGUUUGAGUAUUUUUGCAUUGCCAGAAAGUAAAACCUCUCAAAAGUCCUGGAAUUGUUGCACAUGUCAGUCAUAUCAUCUUGAUAGUGCCUCAGUUUUUUUUUACACAAGUACAUGUGUGUAAAAUAACCUUUAAACUGCCGGUGUACUGCUGCGCAGAGAAUAAUGGGUGUUUCUGUGGGUUUUAGGCAGAGGGGGAGGACAACCUGAAGAAGAUGCAGCUGAUGGAGUUAGCAAUCCUAAAUGGGACGUACAGAGAUGCCAACAUCAAACCCUGUAAGAGACUAACCAAUCACGUCCUGUGUCACUGGUCAUGUAUUUUUUUUUUAUCAUUCAGUAUUUGUUUAAAAUUCAAUUUAGACUAAUUGUAUCAUCAUCAGUUCAAUACAAUUCAGUUUAGUUUAAUUCAGUUCAAUUUAAUUCCAAUCAUUAAGGUUUAAUUUCAUUCAGUUCAGUUCAAUUUAAUUCAGUUUAAUACUGACUGAUUUAAUUCAGUUUAAUUUUAUCCUGUUCUACAAUUUAUAUUCACCCAUUUACCAAUCAUUUCAAUUUGUUUUAUUCAAAGAAUUUGACUUAGUGUCACACCAAACAUUACAACACUAUCUCAGGAGACAUUAAUCUGAUGACCAUAAAUCCAUCCUUUAAAGUUCUACUGGGGACAAACAUCUUCAAUUUAAGUCUGAAUUGAAUUAAGCAAAGAAGAGUUUUACUACUCUGUUAGUUGCCAUCUCAAGUUUAAAAUUAAAACACAGAAAUAAAACAUUUGUAUGUUACUUAUGUGUUAGUGAUUAAAUAUGAUAUGCAGGAAAAGUAAAAAAAAUCCUUUUAUUCAUACACUUGUUGUUUCCCCCUCUGUAUUGGUUCAAGAGUUGUUAUAUAAGUAAACAAUAUACAGAAAACCUCUGACUGCUAAAAACAUAAUCACAGUUUUUGAGGCCUUUGAACAACCAAAGACCAUCAGGGCCUGUCUGACACUGCAGCAACAAAUCAGAGAAAUAAAAGAUCGCUCAGACCAUGACACAACCAGAGCACAAACUUCACAAUCAUCCUGCUCAGUCUUCUCUACUUCUGUUGCCCCCCCCCCAGCCUCCCUUGCCUUCUGUCUAGCAGCUUCUUCUCAGUCUCCCCGGAUGCACUCUGGCCCGGCCCCUGUCUUUGCCCCUCCCACUGGCCUGCGUACCCCCGCCCCCACGGGCCCUGCCCUGGUGCCUCUGAUUCGUCAGAUCCAGACUGUUCUUCCCAGUGGGACGCCUCACCCAGCAGCUCUAAUGCCUGGAUCUGGGCCUGAGUCCAGUUUCAUCUAUGCAACACCAUAUGACUACCAGUAUGCUUUGGCAGCACCGGGCUCCAUCCUAGAGUACCCUCUGGACUCAGGUGGGGUAUCAGGCAAGCUGCCUCACCCCUGCUCCUGUGACUGCUCCCCCAUGCCACACCAUCACCCCCAUGGCCAAUGGAGCCCUGCUCCCACACUGCUGCUCAGACACGCCUCCUGAAAGAUGUAAGACUGGUUCUCCACCACUUUACACCCACAUGCCUUACUCCUGAUUUCAACCUGCAGUGAAGCCCACCGCUGGACUGAGUCUUCAUGUCUCCACAAACUGUAGUAAUGAUGGAAGCCAAUGUAUAGUUUGUUAAGUUAUGGUUAUGAUGUUUUUGGGAACUUUUUGACUUCUGAUGUUCUCCCAAUAAAUCACUACCAGGAAUAUGAAAUAUGUGGAUAAGAAAUAAAGUUGUAUCUUAUUUUGAAAUAUAUCUUCAUUUUUAAACACAGUCUUUGUUUACAGUCCCACUCCAACUAAAAAAUUUUAAUGUAACCUCUGCUGUCAGCUCCUAAUGGCAGAUACAUGUGUUUUGCUCCAUACAUGUGUUUUAAGACUACUCUGACCUGCCACACACCACAGGAGCUGUCUUGUAAUGCAGCUCACGCAGCAAUUUAUUGUGUUACAGAUGGCACAGGCAGUAACCUGAAAGCGAGGGUCACAUCACUUAUUAAAGAAGAAACAAAAUCUUUUUUCUCACUUUUACUCCAUCUAAAACAACUUUAGUCUUUGCAAUUAAAUCUUUUCUCCCUCCUUCUUUCCUGGUCCAGAGGCACAUAUCCACACUUUUUUAUAUGGUGGUCAUUUGAUAUUCAUAGACUAGGGUGUCAGCUGAUUACUGACUAAUGGGAGCGCUGUCAAUGAUUGCCAUUCAAGAACCUUCUUCUUCUAACAGCCACUUCAUAUGAAUAACUACUGUGAAGAAAGGAAAAGAUGGGUCUUUCUUUAAUGUGCCAUAAAUUGUCUUGUCUGACGCCUACGCCCUCACAGUGGUAAUGAGCAUUAUAAAAUUAUGAUCUAGAUAAAUUUGGGUGCUUUUAUAAGUAAUACAGAGGCAUCACUGUUAAUUUCAAUCUGUUUCAUAACCACUAAGAAACCCCUGACAGGAGCUUUAACCACAUGCAUUUUAAAGUGAUAGCAUUGAGGUAAAAUCUCAAAAUACAAUCAUAAUUGAUCAGUCCCAAGUGGCUGACCAAGUUUAUCACACAAGAAGCAGGAGUUAGGGGUUACCAGUGGUAAAGACAACUGGCUGUCCAUAAAAAACAAAAAAACAUUGAACACACAAACACUCAUUUAGCCCACAAUUAGAGUACAAACCAAAAGCAAACAAAGGACAUAAACUCAUAAAUACAAAAUUAUCAAUCAAUAAAUCUUUAUUUAUAUAGUGCAUAAUCAUCAUAAUCCCAAGAUAAGAUGAUUAGGCAAGAUAAGAAGACUUUCAAAACGAGCAGGUCAAGACCACAGUCAUUGUUUGAUGUAUUACAAAGACCCAACCUUAGGAUGGAACAGAUUUCACCUGUCCCAUCCAACAUGAGUGACAGGCAAGGAAAAACUUUCCUUUAACGGGCAGAAACCUUGAGCAGGACCUGGCACGUUAGGCAGCUAACUGCUGCUGUUAAGUUGGGGGGAAAUGCAGAGAGAGGCAGAAAGAGAGCGGGGGAGUGGGGAUUUAUAGGUAUAAGUCUUUCAAAACAGACUGAUGGAAAUCCAGUAGUAUAGAAAUGAAUCUUUCAGAUGAAUUAUGAGACAUGAGAAAGGUGUUCAUGAUGUUUAAUGUCCUUGAUGGGCUGUCACUGCAGGGAGCAGAGGCUGGUGAUCAAGCCACUUGGUGUGGCACAUAACCUGGUCUACAAGUGCACACAAACAUUUAAGUCCAUCAAUCCUGAAUUUAGAGUCAUCAAUACACAUACAUUUCUGAGAUAAGGAGAGAUGCUAAAACCAAAGCUCAGUUUCUGAGACUAGUUAAAAACAAUAAUACAAACCGCAUAAUAUAAAAUAAACCACAGUCAGGUACAGACUAAAUAAAAAAAACCUUCAUAAGCAAAGUCAAGCUGCUCCUGUUUAUGAGCCUAUUUUUGAGCCUUAUACCCAUUUUGAUCAUAUUCAGGAAAAUGUGUUUACAUGCACGGGAGGAAAUCCUGGUUAUCCUUGUCUCUGUAUACAUGUUUAAUACUUGUAUCCUGGUGUCAGAUGACUGCAUCUCAAUUGCACAGGAACCAUGAUCAUUAUUCUCAGUACAAACUAUUUUAAACUUGCCCCUAAAACAUACUGAGAAUAUAGUUUUGUCAUGUACAUGUUACCUAAACAUCUUAGCUGGAUCCUCCUGCCUCCCUGUGAAGGCUCAGUAGCUGUUGUUCUAGAGGAACAAACAUUCAUGUGCUCUCUGUUGUGGUGGCAGACGGUGGCCAAGCUUUUAACCCAAGUUUUGUCAAAUGUGAUAGUUCUUCUUCGGUUCUGAUGUGACCCGACUUUGUGCAAUGUUGCAACUGGUUGAUUUAAAACUCUCAGAUUAAUCUUCAUUAACUUCUGCUUUUGUUCAUGUUAAUCCAGCUAUGAAAAAAUACAAAUCCAUAUUUUAUUAAUCUAUUGUUACUGCCUGGCUUAAAGGUCUGUAACAAGUACAGAGGCUACACACAGAUCAAUCAGUCCAACAGUGAUUUAUGUAACUCUGAUAACAAACUGAUGCAAUAUGUGAAUAAAUAAAGUUGAACUCAUCAAGUACAUCACUUCAAGUCACCACAGUGUGACCACUGAAAAACCUACAAUACAAUCAUGAGAUGGAGUACUGGCUACAAAGUUAGCACAGUACAUUACCACAAACAUACCAGCAGGGGACAUUGUUAGCCUAUUUACCAUUAGAGUGGGUGACCAUAGUGGGAUUAAAAGAUUGCAGAUUACGGCCUCCACAAAACCUCAAUCUGACAGAAAAUGGGAGAAAAUUCACAUAAAACUGCAAGCUGUACCUGGCAGUAAUACACACUGAGUGUCAAAUUCAAAGGGCCUAUAGCCCUCUAUUGUUACAAGGCAUAUUGUAAUUCAGACCACGGUCUGAGAAAGGGGCGCUGCUAUGAAAGCAAGAUCUGAAAAAAGUAAAUUUAUUUACAGCAGCAGACUAUUUACACAAAGUCAAAAUACCUAUGCAGUAAAACAUGUACUUACAGAAAAAAAUGUGCAUAAAGCAGUGAGAAUGAGAAAUGCUGCUCCUGAGGAAAAAAAAAGGGAAUCAAACAAGCUCACAGAGACAGCCGUGAAGAGCAUGUGGGUGAUGCAGCAUGCAGUAUCUUUUCAAAGCGCACUCAGCUCAGGGCAAAAUGUGCAACGCCGCAAUAAAAAUGAUGGUUUUGCUGUAACAAAAACAGAGUGCGUGCUACAAAUGAGGAGCUCUUUCUGAAUCCAGUAUUGAAAAGUAAAACAGGGAAAAAUGACACUGGGGUAAAUUAAACUGGCACUGAAGCCAGAUACAGGAGCCUAUGAGAUAUUAGAGGCUGUGAUCAAGAAAAUCAGGACCAGAAACUAAGCACAUAAAACACAGGUGACUAUGCAAGGAUACUGAGGUUCAGAGAAAGCUGUGAGAGGAAAACCUGAGCAGAACAGAAGAUGAGAACAGACUGCUAACACCAGCAUUCAUUGUGGUGACAAAGAACCCAUGACAGAAUCCAGCACACCUGUUUGAGCACCACAGCUGUCCUCCUGCAGCAAAUCAUGUCAUGGUGGAUAAAGGUGUGCCGGCACUCAUUUAUCCUUGUAAUAAGUCUUAUUUGUUUUGUUGUUGUUUUUUUAGGCUGGUGAAAGCAAAGUGGGACAGGGGGAGAGUUUGAAAAUGAAAAGAUUAGAGAGCCAACUGAGCGGGUGAGUCCUCUUAUCAGAGUAGACAACAACAAUGAAAAGCCAAGUGUCUGCAAUGAUCCAGGAGAUCUCAAAUCAAAUCAAAUCAAACUUUAUAUAUAUAUAGCACUUUUCAGGCAAAAAGAAAUGCAGCACAAAGUGCUUUACAAUUUAAAACAAUGAGCCCCCCAUAUCCAGCCCGCCACCCCAACCCCCCAACCCUUACCG
Molecule: messenger RNA, 14929 nt
Organism: Xyrichtys novacula (pearly razorfish)
Lineage: Eukaryota; Metazoa; Chordata; Actinopteri; Labriformes; Labridae
Source: the annotation of a GenBank genome assembly